AUGACACAAGACAUUUCAAAAGAAGUGCUUGCUCUCUCCAUCCAUGUCGCUGCAGCUGCUUCCUAAAUCACCAUCUAAACUCAAUAGAGAAUGAAUUUAGUUACAAAUAGUGUUAUAGAGAGUGUAGACUAGACUCUGAAGAUCAUAAAUUCUUUAUUUAUGCAAUCUUAAAAACAUUCACAUUUGGAUGCAGUUAUAGAGGAAUUUGAUGAGGAUUGUGGUAAGGAUUCAAAAACGAAGGAAUUCUAUAAGAAUGAAUAACAAAAUGCAAUUGAAAAUGAACAAUUGGAUUAAAUUAGAAUUGAAAAUUUGAUAUCAUAAGAAAAUUGCAAUCCAAACAUGUCAGUCAAAUCAACUAAUUCAAGUUGCUUAAGUGUUUACAAAUCAAAAAAUAAUAGUUAGAUAAUAGAAGAGUAUCCACAAAAUAAAAAUCACAGAAAUGACACUCCAAUCUAAUAGAAGAAAUAGUCACUGCUCUCAUAAUAGCUAUCUUAAAUAAAGGUUGAUAAAGAAAAAGAAGCAUAAGAAUAAAAGGAAUUAAUGCUCCUUAUUGACUAAGUUGAUCCAGGCGAGCUAAUUCCCUAAUUGAAAUCGAUUGAGAUGGUCGACCAAUAUCAAGAGGAGAAUUCAAAUCAAUUGGAUACCUUUGCAAACUUUGAAGAACCAUUUAUUGUUUUAAAUGCAGAAUAAUGUUAAAAAUAAAAAAACACGUCUCCAAAAAGAUCAGAAUGGUAUGAUAGCUCUUCAGUUGAAUAUAAGGCUACAUCUUAUAAUACCAACGAAUCCUCUAAUUUGGAUCAUCACUCUUAUAAAUGGAAGAGUAGCAGUAUUGAAGAUGAAAAUUUAUUGCAUAAUUGCGAAUUUCAAUUUUAAUCCUCAGUUUUUGAUUUCCCAUUUCCAGAGGACUUUUGUACAAAUAGUAUAAAUGUGUAAUAGAACUUUUAACAACUAGAAUGUAAAAACUAAUUUACUCCUAAAAAGAAGAGACUAUACUGUAAUAAUAAAAAGGUUCCUCAUUGGGCAGAGAAUUUAGAGAAAGUUUAGCAAUAUCAAUCUUAGUAAGAUCAUUUAUCUUAACAUUAAAUCUUUGGUAAAAUGAAGAACAGAGUUUUAGAGAUUGCCAAAUAGUUUUCAGAAAGUAGAUAUCAUAGAAGAGGAAGUUCAGCAUAAUGGGAAAUUCCUAAUAAGACUUUUGAUGUGAUGUAAAAACAGAUGAAGAAACUUUAAUAAAUAUAAGAUGAUAAUAUAUAAAAAUUGUAGUAACAUUAAAUAAAUUCUGCAUAGAAAAAUUAAGGUUUAAUUGCAAAAACCCAAUAUUUUUUAACUAGUAUCAAAAAAAAAAUCCUCAAUUCAUUUGAGAAAGAUUCAAAAUAUAAAAUAUGA
Paramecium tetraurelia is the source of this 1383-nucleotide messenger RNA. RefSeq lists its product as uncharacterized. The record is from RefSeq and is a predicted model, not a curated record. The transcript has 3 exons. Lineage: Eukaryota; Ciliophora; Oligohymenophorea; Peniculida; Parameciidae.